Molecule: messenger RNA, 3168 nt
Organism: Belonocnema kinseyi
Lineage: Eukaryota; Metazoa; Arthropoda; Insecta; Hymenoptera; Cynipidae
Product: CDK5 and ABL1 enzyme substrate 2
Exons: 11
Coding region: 436-2214 (592 amino acids)
Biological process (GO): regulation of cell cycle
Source: RefSeq, a predicted model, not a curated record
CCGUUUUGUAAGACUUGGAUGCGUCACAUGCAGUAGUAUGAGAGAUAUAUAUACAUAAAAUACAUACGCUUGCGCAGACGAGUGAAGAGCUAAACGUCCAUCAUUCGCGUGACCGGAUUGAUAACGAAAACUGAUCGUUUCACGAAAUUAAAGAAAGCAGAAGGUUUUCGGAAAAUAACAAAGUGCGUAAAUAGAGCCUAGAACAUGACAUCCUCUGCAGGGUCUCGAUUAAGCUUGCCGAGUGCUGGGAUGGCGUGCAUUAGGACUAAGUACUCGAAAAGUGAAGAGGGUUUGUGAUGAUUUGUGUUGCGUUUUUAUUCUUUCGAAAUAAUCAAGUCAGUGUCCUUCGUGAUCGUGUCAUAUCUUAUUUUGGUUGUCCCCCUUGAUCACCCACAAGCGCAAAAGUGCCAAAAGUACUCAACGGUCACACGUGGAAUGGCAGCAGCCUUAAAAAAAAAUCACUCGCGAAGAAGAUUAGCCGCCCUGACAUUCCUGUCCAACAUUUCGUUGGAUGGGAGUCACCGAGACACCAAGUUAGCUCUGCUUCCCCGCAACGGAGUUAUUUAUCAAGGUGCACUCCAGGGUCUCCAGGAAAAUCAAAAUUUGGGCUUUUUGGAGAAAAAAGAGGCUGGCGGAGACACAGAGAAGAUUUGUAAUUAUUCCCAGGAUGAUGGAACGAAGCCGGAAUCGCCGCAGAAGGGUGAUCGGAGUUUUGGAUCUGAUUCGGCGGCUAUUACACCUGCAAAAGCUGCGGUUACAAAUUUCUUAGAGCAGGAGAGGAAUUGUCCUCAAUUAUCACCUGGAGCAUACAGUUCCUUCAGGGAAAGAGCUGGGACUGCAGGCAGUGAUUAUUCUUUACCGGAAAGAAGGGUUGGUUCCCUGCACUAUAAAAAGCGAAUAACCCAUCAAACCUCUACUUUAUCAGAGGACAUUAAACACCAUUACAACAGCAGCAGUGAAAGUAUCGGUUCCGUACGUUCUAAAUCAGCUUCUCAAGUUACAAAAUUGAAAGCAAAAGCUCUCAAUAAUUUACAAUCAGGAUGCGUAAAUAGUGGAAUUAUACCGGAAGUCACAAGGGAAUUACGUUUGAUGCAACGUCCGAUAUCCGGGCAUAAAUUCAGAGACGAUCGGGUCAUUGUAGUUUCGACUAGACGAGUUCCAUUUCUCGUAUUUUCUGCCAUCCCCUACAAUAAGGGUCAACGAACGAGUUGCUGGCAAAAUGAAAGGGGUAACUCUCCUGUCUUCAAAAGCCUGGCAGUGAAUAAUCCAAUUUUAAAAAGGUCUGAGCUUCGGAAAGACGCGGGAAGGAGGAAAAAUACAAUUACAUCGAGGCCUUUAUCUGCUAUUAACGACAACCUUGAUACUUUUGGUUUGUUGGGCCUUGAACGAGCAAAGGAUGGACAGGAAAUAUCUUACGGUCAGCUGCUUAUUCCAUCGCGUCAAUUUCUGAAGGAGAAAAAACUACUUUCUGGCGAUCCAGAUUCAGUAGAUGUCGGAUAUUCAGGAACAAACAAACACCCCAUUGUCCAAAGAACAGAAACAAUUACGUGGAAUUCGGACUGUACCCAAUGGUGUCUCUCUUAUGACGCUGCAGCUCAUCGAAAUCAACACGCAACGGAAUCACCACCUUUAUCGCUGACAACUGAUUCGAAAGUUUUCGAUUGGGAUGAGCAAUCUUUGCAAUACAAUCCGAAUUUGUUGGAUGACCCUGAGCUUAUCGCUGGAAAACAUCGGACUCUGUUGACAUUUACUUCUUACAUGGCUUCUGUGAUUGACUACGUGCGGCCCUCGGACUUGAAAAAAGAAUUGAAUGACAAGUUUAAAGAAAAAUUUCCGCAUAUUCAGCUUACGCUCAGUAAAUUGCGAAGUUUGAAGCGAGAAAUGCGAAAAAUCGCUAAAAUGGAAUACGGAAUUGAUCUUCUUACAGUGGCAAUGGCUUACGUAUAUUUUGAAAAAUUGAUUCUGCGCAACGUCGUUACGAAACAGACUCGAAAGUUAUGCGCUGGGGCUUGUUUGUUGCUCGCAGCGAAACUCAACGACGUCAAGGGUGAAGUUUUAAAAUCUCUUAUGGAGAGAAUCGAGAGUAUUUUUCGACUGAAUCGCAGAGAACUAGUAACCUCCGAGUUCGCAGUUUUGGUAGCUCUCGAAUUCGGUUUGCAUUUACCAAAUCGAGAAAUAAUUCCACAUUACGAGCGCCUUGUCUACGAGUCCUGACCUUUCGUCACUUCAUUUGCUUCUGCCUCCAUUGGACUGUUCCUUCCAAGAAAUUCAAUAUAGAGCUUUUGACUUUCAAAAAAAAAGAAACGAUAGCAAGUUUUAAAUCUAGCACGAAUCAUGACUUUCGUCAAAGGACUUUUGAGACGAUUAACAUUAUAGUUUGAAUUGUUUAAUGACGUUAUUACUUAAUCAAUUAUUGAAUUACUUUUACCCUCAAAAUACAGCUUAGGCUUCGUCUUUUGAAAUUGCCCAAGUCGUAUCAAGAAAGUACAAUAUUAGAAAAAAUGGCAAAAGAUUCUCUAGUUAGAAUAAUUAAUUUUCUUCGCUCUAUUACAAUUUACCGGAUAGUUUACAAUUAGUCUAAUUGUACCAGAUACAUAUAUUUUUGAAUGUCUUUGUAAACUUUUCAGCAAACAAACUAAGAAACUAUUCUACAAAGUACUUGUAAAAUAUGAGAGUUCUCUUUGAUUUGAAAAAAGUGACGAUCAGUUUUUUCAAAGUGAUUUUGUAGGUUAAGAAUUGGAAACUGUCGGGAAAAAGAAUUUGAAACUUUUUUAAGGAAAAAUAGAACCUUGAGGGAAUUUUGCAAAGGUAAACUUUCGACUGGGGAGAUUUUUACCUUGAGACUUAAGGUUUAAAAAACCUGUAGAGUAAAAGUAAAAAAAAAAUGAUUGAAAAUAGAAUUUGCCUUUUUAUGGUGAUAGCAUAGGUACCAAACUCGGAAAAAUCGCUCACUACAUGAUUUUCUACUAAUGGCUGUAAGAGUGGAACGUUACACGUGGAGAGUUUAUAAUGGAAAUUAAAAUUCAUAAAUUAUAAAAAAAAAAUGCUUCAAACGAGAGCAAACAUUCUACGUCUUUAGUAUUUAAAGCUGCGAUACUUUAGAUUAUGAUGAUUUAAAAAUUACGUACCGACUAAAUUAUUAAAAAGUUGAAUGCUAACACCAAUUUA